AUGUUGUUAGCUGAGUUACUUCUUUUGACGUUUCUCCUAUUUGAUUACGGAAAAUCGACAGAAAUUACGUUCAAAAAUGUGAAUUUUCAAGGAUAUCGCAUGUUUACACCGAAAUUUAGACCAACAAUUCUCUCGGGGAACAAUUUGAAAGAUUAUUUGCCAAAUAAAGACUUUGAUACGCUGGAAUUCGUCGAUCAGGUGAUUCCAGUGUUAUAUGAAAAUUCCAUAGCCGAUAUUGAACAUUUAAAUGAACUUAUAAUAGAGUCUAGCAAUGUGAGAGAAAUUAGACCAGGAGCUUUUAAAAAUUUGCCACAUCUAAAUAGGAUUUCGCUAAAAGUAAAUAAACUUGAGAGAAUAGAAAAUGGAGUAUUCAAUAAUCUGCAACUACAUACUUUGGAUUUAAGCCACAAUCAAAUUACAAACGUAUAUCCCCAUGCAUUUGAUGACAUGCGACAUAUUUAUUAUAUAAAUCUAGCUUAUAACAAUAUUUCCAAAUGGGAUCCAAGUUGGUUUAAAAAUACACCAGAACUAUCAAUAUUAUUCAUGAAAAAUAACUUAAUAGAAGAGCUACCUGAACGAAGUUUCCAAAAUUUACGAAUUAAAAAUAUAAAAAUUCGAAACUUAAAUUUGAUUUUCAGUAAUAACAAAAUUUCUAAAAUACAUCCAAAAGCUUUCGUAGAUUUGAAGAGGAUUAAUCAGUUGGUUUUAACAAAUAACUUGUUAGAAAAAUUUGACAAAGAAAUAUUACAAAAUGUCGUUGUAAACGAUUUGAGACUGAAUAACAACAGUAUUCAAUGUUUUGAAGAAAACGCUUUGGAUACUAUUUUUAGAGGACAAUCUGUAUAUAUAGAAUUUAAUCCAUUUGAUUGUGAAUGUUUAAAAAUAUUACAAAAAUGGGCCAAGAACAAUAACAACAAAUAUUUAGGCAUUAAUGAAAUAAAAUGUGAUGAUGAUGAUGAAGAAGAACCUGAUGUUAUAGAAAUUGAAAAUGUGGUUUGGGAUAAUACGUUAUCUGUUAAUAGAAUAACAUUGGUACUACCAAGAAAAAAUUAA
Psylliodes chrysocephalus is the source of this 1053-nucleotide messenger RNA. The record is from the annotation of a GenBank genome assembly. Lineage: Eukaryota; Metazoa; Arthropoda; Insecta; Coleoptera; Chrysomelidae.